CCGCCCCGCACGGCCCAGCCCGGCCACCCGCCCCCGCCAUCGCCGGGCAGGGAGCUGAGUGGAGCUACCCUCUGGGGAAUCGCAUCAUUCCAGCCCUGCCGGGAGUGAGGCCGGGUCAGGAUGCCCGGGUCGCAGGAGGAAAAGGAGGAGCUGGACCCAGGACCCGAGGAGAAGAAAAGGGGAAGACCAAGGACGGAGAUAGAAGGCCAGCGGAGGUAGACGGCCUGAGAACAGUCGACCCGGCGAGGCCGCAACCGGAGAAGUCUCGCAGGGAGCCGGCACAAGCAGCGCGGAAGAGAGCGCAGGAGCUGCCCGGGGCGCACCAUGCGCGGGUCCCCCGCCACCCGGCCGGUCUACACGGCCGCCUGGGUCACGUGGCCCGGGCGGGUCCGCUGCGGCCCCGGCGGGGGGGCGGGCGCCGGGCCGGGGGCUCGCCGGGCCCGGGGCAGCGGCGAGCCGGCGGUGGCCGCCAGGUUCCCUCCCUGCGCGCCGCGCUGCGCCCCGGGCGUGGGAGCCGCCCACUGCUCCCCCGCGCGCGCCCCCCCGCCGCGGGGCGCCCGCCCUCUAUAUAGCGCGCCCCUGCCGGGUCCGUGCCAGGCCGCUAGCCACGCAGUGGGCGCCGCAGAGCGCGCCGCGUCCGGGAGCCAGCCCCCCGCCCCCUGCGCCGCAGCCCCGACGGGCGUCCCCCGCCGCGGCCGCCGCCGCCAGGCCCCGGCGGCCACCAUGAAGAAAGAGGUGUGCUCCGUGGCCUUCCUCAAGGCCGUGUUCGCGGAGUUCCUGGCCACCCUCAUCUUCGUCUUCUUCGGCCUUGGCUCGGCCCUCAAGUGGCCGUCGGCGCUGCCCAGCAUCCUGCAGAUCUCGCUGGCCUUCGGCCUGGCCAUAGGCACCCUGGCCCAGGCCCUGGGACCCGUGAGCGGAGGCCACAUCAACCCUGCCAUCACCCUGGCCCUCCUAGUGGGCAACCAGAUCUCCCUGCUCCGGGCUGUCUUCUAUGUGGUGGCCCAGCUGGUGGGUGCCAUUGCCGGGGCCGGCAUCCUCUAUGGGCUGGCACCGAUCAAUGCCCGUGGCAAUCUGGCCAUCAACGCGCUCAACAACAACACAACACAGGGUCAAGCUAUGGUGGUGGAGCUGAUUCUGACUUUCCAGCUGGCGCUCUGCGUCUUCUCCUCCACGGACUCCCGCCGCACCAGUCCUGUGGGUUCUCCAGCCCUGUCCAUCGGCCUGUCUGUCACACUGGGCCACCUCGUGGGGAUCUACUUCACUGGCUGCUCCAUGAACCCAGCCCGCUCUUUCGGCCCCGCAGUGGUCAUGAAGCGCUUCAGCCCCGCUCACUGGGUUUUCUGGGUAGGGCCCAUUGUGGGGGCCAUCCUGGCUGCCAUCCUCUACUUCUACCUGCUCUUCCCCAACUCCCUGAGCCUGAGCGAGCGCGUGGCCGUCGUCAAGGGCACGUAUGAGCCUGAGGAGGACUGGGAGGAACAGCGAGAGGAGCGAAAGAAGACCAUGGAGCUGACCGCCCGCUGACCAGUGUCAGGCACGGGCCAGACCCUCAGCCCCUGAACCUCAGGGGAAAAAAAAUAUAUAUAUAUAUAUGACAGCAAUGCUUCCUUCCCCCACCGCUGGGUCCUCUGGGCUGGGUUGGAGGUGCUGGCUCCCCCAGCUUCACAGUUAGGGAUGGGAGCAGGAACCCAUGAUGGGACUCGGGCAGGGGCAGGGGCCAGGGACUGGGGCCUGAUGGGGAAGGGUCUCUCUGGGACAGGGCAGACUGCUGCCCUGAGGUCAGACCUCAGAGACUGUGAAAGUACCACCAAGCUUACAGGCUUCCCCGGGGCCAGGCCAGGAAGAGGGGGGGUGGCCUGCAGUGUGCAAGCCCCCACCCUCCUCCACCCCUCCUCAAGAACAGGAGGGGUCCUAGUCCCUAGGACAGCAAAGGCCGCCCCUCCCCAGAUUGCCUUAGGAGGGAGACAGACCGGUUCAUUAAAUGCUGCCUUAUUUAUUUCUGCUCAAGAAUGCACGGGGCAGGGCUGCUGGUGUUUGGGGUAGGGGCUUCCCAAUAAACCACUGACGUUGA
This is a messenger RNA of Leopardus geoffroyi (Geoffroy's cat), 2068 nucleotides long. RefSeq names its product aquaporin-5. The transcript is spliced from 4 exons. Gene Ontology annotation, molecular function: water channel activity. The coding region runs from base 325 to 1521 and encodes 398 amino acids. The record is from RefSeq and is a predicted model, not a curated record. Lineage: Eukaryota; Metazoa; Chordata; Mammalia; Carnivora; Felidae. Gene Ontology annotation, cellular component: plasma membrane; apical plasma membrane. Gene Ontology annotation, biological process: transmembrane transport.